Hipposideros armiger (great roundleaf bat) is the source of this 1115-nucleotide messenger RNA. Its product is annotated as NKG2D ligand 1-like. The transcript has 4 exons. Gene Ontology annotation, biological process: antigen processing and presentation of endogenous peptide antigen via MHC class I via ER pathway, TAP-independent; positive regulation of T cell mediated cytotoxicity; antigen processing and presentation of endogenous peptide antigen via MHC class Ib. Bases 354 to 1115 code for a protein of 253 amino acids. The record is from RefSeq and is a predicted model, not a curated record. Gene Ontology annotation, cellular component: external side of plasma membrane. Lineage: Eukaryota; Metazoa; Chordata; Mammalia; Chiroptera; Hipposideridae.
GGCGAGAGGCCCGGCGCUAGAGGGCGGGGCGCUGGGAAGAGGCGCGACGACCGGAUAAAACUCUCCCAGCCGGCCGGCCUGCGUCGGAACGCGGCUGGCGGCGGAAAGUUGGAUAUUUAAAGCUGCCUGUGCAAGGAGGGCCACUCGGGCGCGACGUGAAGUGACAGCGGAGAGAGAUGGGGCGGGCCGGGCCGUGACCAAAGUUUCCUCAAAAAUUGAGGGCGCCACCGAUCUCCGUCGCCUGUUCGCCCAGCAGUACUUUUUCGUCUCCUGCGGACCUCCACGCCUGCAGAGCUACAGCCGGCUCCGAGAAAACCGAGUGGGAGGAAACGCUCCCUGACGCUUUCUCCGCGAUGGUGCGAACCGUCGGCUCUCAGUACCGUCCUGUGCUCCUGACCUGGCUUCUGCUGCUCGUUUGUACCUGGGCUGCGCGCUGCGUCUGGGCUCGCGGCGAUGCUCCCUCUCUUUGCUACACCUUCACCAUCACUCCUAAUAGAAAACCAUGGUAUGAGAUUCAAGGCCAGUUCAAUGGAAACACGUUUCUCAAGUAUACCUCCAGUAGCAAUAUAGCCGAACCCAUUGGUCCUCUGGAGGUGAAGGUGAAUGCCACCGAGGCCUGGAAGGAUCAGACAGUAACUCUGAAAGACCUGAUGGAAGAGCUCAAAAAGAAACUGCUUGACAGUAAACCAGAGAUGAAUAUACCCAGAGAUUCUCGCUCCCUGCAGGGCAGGAUCCUGUGUCAGCAGGAAGCCAGUGGAACCACCAGGGGAUCCUUGGAGUUGUAUUCUGAUGGACAGAGAUUCCUCCGCUUUGACUCAGAGAACAAAAAGUGUGCAGUGGAUCAUUCUGGAGAUGAAUGGAUGAAACAGGACUGGGAGAAUGACAUGGAUUUGAACAUGCUUUUCACCAUAAUCCCCGGACACUGCAAGAUGUGGCAUGAUAAAUUUUUGGAGCACUGGAAGAAAGAGCUGUCCACAACAGCCCCACCAACCACGGUCUCAACCAGAACCCAAUCCAAGGCUACGACCACCGCGCGCAACAUCUGGAUUCCAAUUGUCGUCCUCUGUUUCUUGUUCACAGUUGGCAUCCUGUGUUAUGCCAUUUACAGGUACUGA